Hydra vulgaris (swiftwater hydra) is the source of this 857-nucleotide messenger RNA. RefSeq names its product ras-related protein Rab-20. The record is from RefSeq and is a predicted model, not a curated record. Gene Ontology annotation, cellular component: endomembrane system. Gene Ontology annotation, biological process: intracellular protein transport. Gene Ontology annotation, molecular function: GTPase activity; GTP binding. Lineage: Eukaryota; Metazoa; Cnidaria; Hydrozoa; Anthoathecata; Hydridae.
UUAAACAGUAGGUUAAACAUUUAUCUACUCAUACGUCCUUGCUUAAUGAAAGCUUCUAAUAAAAAUUGCAAUAAAAAAUAUUGAAAUCUUUAUUACUAAAUGCCCAGCUUUUAUGUCUCAGUAAAUAGCUGAAGUAUUUUCAAUGAAUAAUCAAAGGCAAAAAGCAGACAAGAAAGUUGUUAUUCUUGGAAACUCAAAAGUUGGUAAAUCAUGUCUUAUUAAUCGUUACAUGAAUAAAACUUUUUCUGAAAAUACGAUAUCCACUAUUGGCUGCUGCCACUUUUUAAAACAAUGGGGCGAAAAAAACAUUGCUGUAUGGGACACUGGGGGACAAGAAAAGUUUAAUGCUAUUAACAGUUUUUAUUGUCGCUAUGCCCAUGCUGUAAUACUUUGCUAUUGUUUGAAUGAUCGUUCAAGUUUUGAAGCCAUUGAUACAAACUUUAUUCCAUUGCUUUCAUCAGUGUCAGAAAAUUGUUUGAUAGUUUUAGCUGGAACAAAACUUGACUUAUUAAAUACGUCAACUGUUGAUAAUUCGAACCAAAGAGCUGUUUUACCUGAGGAAGCUAUAGAAAAAUCACUUGAGUUAACACAAAGGUUUAAAUCUCCUGUUGAUCCACAAGGAAAACGUCCUGUUUUUGAAACAAGUGCGAAAGAAAAUAUUCAAGUUCAGGAAUUGUUCGAGUUUGUGUUUAAAAUUUUAGUAACUGAAACAUGUUGCGAGUUAGAACCUAAUAAUCCAUUGGAAACAGUUACUUUAGAAGUCUCUUAUUUUAACAAAUUUAAAAAAAAAUGCUGUUAAAUAUUUGAAGCAAUAUAUUGGUAUAUAAUAAAUUGCAAAUUAAAAAUAUAAUAUUUAA